Messenger RNA from Malassezia globosa CBS 7966, 2592 nucleotides. RefSeq lists its product as uncharacterized. The record is from RefSeq and is a predicted model, not a curated record. NCBI's taxonomy places the organism in Eukaryota, Fungi, Basidiomycota, Malasseziomycetes, Malasseziales, Malasseziaceae. The coding region runs from base 1 to 2592 and encodes 863 amino acids. Gene Ontology annotation, cellular component: Golgi medial cisterna; membrane; Golgi trans cisterna. The transcript has a single exon.
AUGAGGGCGAGUAGUAACACGCGACAAAGUGUGGUUCGCCCUGAUACCAAAAAUUCCUAUGAUGCAAACCCUAAUGAAGAACAGUUUAUUCUAACUGAUGGUGAUGAAUCUACUCUGGAUCCCCUAGCCGACCGCAUGACUGACGCUGAAUCCAUUCCCAGCACAGGCUACAUACUCAUCUUGACACUCAUGGAACUCUUAUUUCACUCUGGUUUCACCAUGCCAUGGACAGAAGAGCAAUUUGUUGCUGCUGGCAGUUCGGAUAUUAGUCGUGUUCAUUUUACUAUAUGGGAAGCCGGUAUUGGAUCACCAAUGGAUUUAGAACACACUACGCAAGAACAUAUUCAAUGCCGCACUGAGAUUAUGCGGCUUUUAUUGGUCUUGCUUUCGAAGCCAAUGUAUGUUCCGGCUCAUAUGUUGAGCACAACGCCCAUGCAAGCUCUUGACUUCGUCACUUGUGAAUUGGAACGCCCUGUGGUACUUUCAUUCUUGUGCAGUCUUCUUAACACAGUUGCAAAUUACCGGCAGGCUGAUGCGUGGAAGCUUUUCGGCACUGAUGUAACUCGGGAUACAUAUACGUCCUUGUGUCUUGAAAUGUUAUGUGCCUUGCUCUCACAUCGGCCAGAUUCGAAUGAAAAUCUUUUCGAGUUUUAUGCCAAGAAACUGUAUCGUGAAAGUGAUUUCUUGUUCCUAAUUAAUGGCUCUCGAAAAAUGUUCCGAUCGAGUAUGGCAGUGACCAAUGGUCCUUUUGAGAUGGGAAGCUCACGCGCUACGUUCAUCAAGCCUGCACAAGAGCACGUAUCUGAGAUGCUCGUAGUUUUCUGGGUGUUGCUUCGUUCAAACAAAAAGCUCCGCGAAGUUAUCACUCAAAGUCCAGGGAUUUCUUUUGACUUCUUGUCAUGGCUGUUAUAUGUGCCUCUUGCCAACAAAAGUAAUCCGGCAACGCUGGGUCAAGCUCAAUUGGCUAUUUUCUUGUUACAAGAUCUCUCGGUUCACAAAGACUUUGCCAAGUGUUUAUCAAAGCCAAACAGUGCGGAAAACAUAACCGUUCCUGUUCGGUUGCUUCGACGACAAGGAACGUUGGCGCUCGACGUCUUGAUUGAAAGCAUCUACUUGCUCAUCACCACUAGUUCGGGACAGCUUUCGAAUGUCUACCCUAGCUUAUUACUAAUUUUGUACAAUACUUCACCAUAUUGGCAAAGGAUGUCGGUGGCCUCUGCGUCUCGUCUUGAGCAGCUAUUACAUCACUUCGCAUCUUUUAGGUUUUUGCUCAGUGAUGCAAACCACCCUUACUUGCUUCGACUGCUUUUUGAUUCGUGUUCAAGGGCUAUUCAAUUUAAUGCUAAUUCAAAUGGUCAUUUGAUAUAUGUGCUUGUGCGAUCCGCGCACAUCAUCGAGAGGACUCGCACUUUUGAUUUAGAUUCAGCUCUUGUGACGAUUCAAUUCGCUCGCGACCACUACGGCAAUAAUUCAAUUUCGAAUACGAACGAAACGCCUGAGGCGGUAGAGAAACCGGGGCCCGUAGGUCUCCAACAUCAAGUCGAUUUGAAUCGGCCUUUACCACCAAUUUCGCCUGACAAGAGCCUUACCGAUGGGGAAAAAAUAGCCGAACGAGAACAUCUCAGCGAAAAUGCAGGUGAAGCAAAACAAAAUCGAGAGCACUCAACAGAGCAAGAAUUUGGCAGCAAAACAGAGAAACAUCCUCUUAAUGGAUCUGCUACACUACAAUGCGAGGCUAAUGAGUUGCAAGAUCUGGAUUCAUUCACAUUUGAAUCCGAACCGACUAAAGCUGAUUUGAAUUCAAUCAACAAUAACAAUUCGAAGAACAUGCGUGCUACUGAUAUAACUAAACCUGCGCUUUCUGAGAUGAAAGAUGUUGAUGCUCAGGCUUCUGACUGUUCGGAGUCUACCAUUUUGGAGCAAAAGUCAGAAGAAAUCUCGAAAGAAGAAAACCAACAGGAAGAGUCAUUAUUUUCGGAAGAGGAAAUAGGUUUAAAAACAAGGCAAGAAAACCCACCACCUGUUCCUCCCAAAGCAAAAGAAUCAUAUUCCCGUGAGCAGCUAGAUCAAAUUGCAUCCACCGUUGGAAAGCAUGGAUUUGUCCCAAAUCAAGAGUGGGUCAACACGUGGCUAUCAAAACUCUCCUUUGAUGUUCUUAAGCCUAUGCUUGAUUAUCUUGUCCCUCGAAUGAAUGAAUUUUGCGCUAGUCCGCCAGUGAUGAAUAGUGCUGCCGCACACGAGCAAGUGCUGGCAUUCCUUCGCGAUCAGCCGCUCUCGGAGGUAAUCCCGUCAGCCCCAGAGCCUCAGGCCUGCUCUUUUGAAUGGACAGACCAAAACUCCGUUUGGUUCCAAAGCUAUGUAUGGGGUUUGAUAUAUGCAGUAGGUGUUACUCCGUUCGCUAUAUGGUAUGAAACGCACACGCAUCUUUUUGAAAUCCAUGUCGAGCAGCCAGCAGAAUCAGCUGUGAGCAAAGCGGUUCAUGCCUUUUCUUUAUUAACCUCCAGUCUUUUAUCACAGACCCCGUUUUCCUGGAGCCAAAGUUCUUCGUCUCCUGACUCGGCUGAAUCUUCUAGAGACAAAUCAUCCCCUUAG